CUCUGCUGUGUUAAGGCCAGAGGAAGUUCAUUUCUCCUUCAGCAGGAGAAGUUCAACAGAAGAACUCGGAGGACCAUCCUGAGGGCGAGAAACAUCCGGUAUCAUGCACAGAACACGGUGACUUGAAACUGUGCACAGGAGUUCCUCAGACCAGGCAGUUUACGGCCACAGAAUUAAGGCAAGGGUUCAAGUCCACCUGUCCAACACUCACCCAUUUCAGAAACCUAACUCUCUGAGACACCCAGGGACCCAGACUGGAUUGAGAAAGGAAAAAAAAAACAAACAAACCACUAACCAUUGUAAGCUUCCCCCUCUCCCUGGGCUAACUGACUGACGAAGCGCUCCCGGGGCUGUUGGUGCUGGCUGGCUGCUUCACGCCACUCUACUGCACUGAACCAAGCGCUAGGGAUGUGACAGCUGCCCAUGGUGUCUCCUGUGGCUUGCCUUGGGGAUGGCGGAGUUGCGAGCGGUGCUCUUGCUGCUGUUCUGUGUCUCCCUCUCCUCUGCCGCAGACUGUGGCAUCCAGAAAUCCUCCUCUACGGACAAGUCCGAGGAAAACGUGGUCAGCAGCACCGAAUUCCCGUGGGUGGUGUCAGUGCAGGACUCGCACUAUGCCCACCUGGCUUUCGGCUGCAUCCUCAGCGAGUUCUGGAUCCUCAGCAUCGCAUCGGUCCUUCAGAACAGGAAGGAUAUUAUCAUUGUCGUCGGUUUAGGUAACAUGGACCCCAGAAGGAUUACUCACACAGAAUAUCCUGUCAACAGCAUCAUCGUCCAUGAGGACUUCGACAACUACUCCAUGAACAACAACAUCGCCCUCCUGAAAACAGACUCAGAGAUAUAUUUUAAUGAACUGGUCCAGUCCAUCUGCUUCCUCGGCAGAAAGCUGCACUUGCCGCCAGUCUUGCGGAACUGCUGGGUGUCAGGAUGGAAUCCCACGUCUGCAACAGGAAAUCAAAUGACGAUGAGUAUCCUGAGGAAAAUCUCCGUGAAAGACAUCGAGCGGUGUUUCUCACGAAAACUGCGGAAAACGGGAUGUGGCCGGCACAUAGAGCAGGAAACAGAGUCAGUCUGCUUGGGAGAACCAGGAAACCCAGUUAUGUGCCAGCUGCAGCAAUCGGAUCUGUGGGUCCUGCGGGGACUCCUAACCGAAGGUGUCGAGCCAUGCCCUGGCCUCUUUCUGUAUAUCAAGGUGGAAGACUACAGCGACUGGAUCACAUUCAAGACCAGGAGGGUCGGCCCUCCCCUGUCUUCACUCCACCACUGGGAGGAGUUGAUGCCUCACCCCCAUCGCCAGUCACAACAUGACCGCAUAGUGACACAGAGUGUACACACUCAACUGGACAAUGUCAUGUGGUCCCAAGCAAAGACCACCACGCAUUUGUUGCCAGCAAACAGCUCUAGAGACAGUCUAGACUUCAGGGAAAAGAACGUGGGGGAGUCAGACAAUUCUGAUCAGGCCGCGUACUAUGACUAUUAUGCGGAGGCUGGGCAGAGUGGGUAUGCGGCAGGUCAGAACAGGUUGCAUCAGCCCCAAGAAAUGAUCUCUGUUCUCUUUGUGCUUGCUUUCUUUUGGAGCGGUAUCUAGGGGCUAAUUCAUCAAACUGAAGGAUAAGCUCAGAAUGCUGAGUGCCAGGCAUUCACCAAGCUGUUUGGGUGUCUGUUUUUGAUAGUUGCACACCCGUGUGCCAUGGAUUUGGUCCAAGGCACACACUGAGCUGGCCCGCUCGCUCGCUCUCCUCUGUCCCACUCUCACCUGCGGGAAGGUCACUUUCAUUUGUGCUUGUGAACUAAAUGUGGGCUUACAAGUGCC
Messenger RNA from Ochotona curzoniae (black-lipped pika), 1810 nucleotides. RefSeq names its product serine protease 54 (gene PRSS54). The transcript has 7 exons. Lineage: Eukaryota; Metazoa; Chordata; Mammalia; Lagomorpha; Ochotonidae. The record is from RefSeq and is a predicted model, not a curated record. Bases 452 to 1585 code for a protein of 377 amino acids. Gene Ontology annotation, biological process: proteolysis. Gene Ontology annotation, molecular function: serine-type endopeptidase activity.